CCACGGCAUUGUUCACACACUUCUUCGCCUUUUGUCUCUCCUCUCCCUCACUCACAGAUAACGAAGCCAUAACUAAACGCCUCCGGAGCAAGAGCCAGGAAGUCCAGUCACUGUGAGAUAUGGCGAGAAAGUUCUUCGUCGGCGGCAACUGGAAAUGCAAUGGAACCACUGAAGAGGUGAAGAAGAUUGUGGCUAUGCUUAACGAGGGCAAAGUGCCAUCGCAGGAUGUUGUAGAGGUUGUGGUGAGCCCUCCUUUCGUGUUCCUUCCUUUGGUGAAGAGUCUGUUGAGGCCUGAUUUCCAUGUUGCUGCACAAAACUGCUGGGUUAAAAAGGGAGGUGCUUACACUGGUGAAGUUAGUGCGGAGAUGCUUGUCAAUUUGGACAUUCCCUGGGUCAUUAUUGGACAUUCUGAAAGAAGACUUAUUCUUGGUGAAUCAAAUGAGUUUGUGGGCGACAAGGUUGCAUAUGCCCUUUCUAAAGGUUUGAAGGUCAUAGCUUGUGUUGGUGAGACACUUGAACAGCGAGAAGCAGGAUCUACAGUUGAAGUGGUUGCUGCCCAAACGAAAGCAAUUGCUGAGCGGAUUACAAGUUGGGACAAUGUUGUUGUAGCCUACGAGCCUGUGUGGGCAAUUGGAACUGGAAAGGUCGCAACUCCAGCUCAAGCUCAGGAGGUCCACUUUGAGCUAAGGAAAUGGCUCCAUGCAAACACCAGUCCUGAAGUUGCUGCCUCAACUCGCAUUAUAUAUGGAGGUUCUGUCAAUGGUGCCAACUGCAAGGAACUGGGAGCUCAGCCUGAUGUUGAUGGGUUUUUGGUUGGUGGUGCUUCUCUCAAGCCGGAGUUUAUUGACAUCAUCAAGGCCGCCGAGGUGAAGAAAAAUGCCUAAGCUUCUUGUGUCUGUAGUUUGUGAUGCAGUAAGAAUUUUCCUGGAGAGGCCGUGAAUCCUUUAUUACAUAGAAAUAUUUUUCGAGUUUAAUAAUUUUGGUAAUCAUAUCAGUCCCCCGGAACUGAUCCCUGUAUCAAUAAAAACCUAACUCAAGUUUCUGUACUUACUGUAAGUCUCGAAUUUUGCUUGGCUCAACUGCCUAAUUUGAAAUCAGUGUGUUACAAGCAGCAA
This is a messenger RNA of Punica granatum (pomegranate), 1115 nucleotides long. Lineage: Eukaryota; Viridiplantae; Streptophyta; Magnoliopsida; Myrtales; Lythraceae. The record is from RefSeq and is a predicted model, not a curated record.